Messenger RNA from Tetrahymena thermophila SB210, 669 nucleotides. RefSeq names its product peptidyl-tRNA hydrolase. Gene Ontology annotation, cellular component: cytosol; mitochondrion. The record is from RefSeq and is a predicted model, not a curated record. Gene Ontology annotation, molecular function: peptidyl-tRNA hydrolase activity. The transcript is spliced from 4 exons. NCBI's taxonomy places the organism in Eukaryota, Ciliophora, Oligohymenophorea, Hymenostomatida, Tetrahymenidae.
AUGGAUCAUUAAGCUUUAAAAAACGAUCUCCUCUAAUUAGGAUUUGAAGAGGCUUUAGUAGAUUAAGCUUUAGCUCUUACAUAAGAUAAAGAAAAGGCUGUUGAGCUUAUAUUUUAAUUUUAAGAAGAUUUAAACAAAGGUGGUUAACCAGAUUUAAGUAAAGUAAAUUUAUUAGGAGAUCUCUCUCCUGAUUAACUCCUUGGAAUGAUUCCUGCUAACCAGAAGCAAUCUUCAAAAAAUAUAGGCAGCAUCUAAGUUAAAGAUAUGACAUAUCCCAUGGGAGAAGAUGUUGAUGAAGUUUAUUACAAGAUGGUCUUUUUAGUUAGAAUGGAUCUUAAGAUGGGUACAGGUAAAAUAGCUGCUUAAACUGGACAUGCAGUUUUGGGAGCUUAUUAACAAUUGGAAGAACGUGCCGAUGAACGUGAAGUAGAAUAAAUUCUUGACAAUUGGGAGGAAUGUGGUUGCCCUAAAAUUGUUUUAAAAGUAGACUCUAAAGACUAGCUUCUUGAAUUAGAAAAGAAAGCUGUUGAUGCAGGUCUAAAUACCUAUGUAGUAUGUGAUGCAGGAAAAACUUAAGUUGAACCUGGUAGUAUUACAGUUUGUGCUAUUGGUCCAGCAAGAGCAGAUAUUAUAGAUUCUAUAACUGGACACCUCAAAUUGCUUAAUUGA